Cynoglossus semilaevis (tongue sole) is the source of this 3263-nucleotide messenger RNA. It is a transcript of the gene abcd2, whose product is annotated as ATP-binding cassette, sub-family D (ALD), member 2. Gene Ontology annotation, cellular component: peroxisomal membrane. Gene Ontology annotation, molecular function: long-chain fatty acid transmembrane transporter activity; ATP hydrolysis activity; ATP binding. Gene Ontology annotation, biological process: fatty acid beta-oxidation; peroxisome organization; very long-chain fatty acid catabolic process. The record is from RefSeq and is a predicted model, not a curated record. The transcript has 7 exons. NCBI's taxonomy places the organism in Eukaryota, Metazoa, Chordata, Actinopteri, Pleuronectiformes, Cynoglossidae. Bases 476 to 2377 code for a protein of 633 amino acids.
GAAGAUACUUUGUUUAAAAGAAAAAUAGGUCUGGUUUCCACUCAUACCACUAGAGGGAGCCCACAGAUCGUGUGAUGACUAUAUAGUAUGUAUAAUAAAAUUGCUCUGUUUCUCCGAUCGGUCAUUAUUAUGUUUACUUGACUUUUAGAAACAGGAGAUAUUCCUUACACUAUCAGUCUGUACCUUUUUUCUUUUAAUUUAUUGUCUUUGGUCUUUUUUCUCACUGCUCCCCAUGUCUUGUGUCUGGGCGUCAAGCUUUUAUUUUGACAGAUACAACCGGAAGGGCUUCUGCCUCUCGUAGCAAGCCUGACGCCGGACGCUAAAACGAGUAGGAUGCAACAGUCCAUGUUCCGAGCUUUCGCCGCAUCAAUCAGCCUACGGUAGUCCGUCUCUUCUCUCUCUUCAACCCGGUGACUCGACCGCGGGGGAUGGCUGAUUCGAGGACCGCCAGCAGAGACCAAUAACAUCCGAAAAUAUGUCCAACAUCCUGGAUGCGGCGUCCAAAGUGAAAUGGGACCGCACGGCUGCAGCGAAACGAGCCGUGUAUCUUGCGGCUGCUGCAUACGGCAUCAAAACCCUGUAUCCCAUCAUCAUCAGGCAGCUCCACAGAGGCAAAGAUCCCGGUCAGAACCACCGGAGCUCCAGGGCGCAGAACGGAUCUACCUGCCCGGGGGAUGCACAGAUCGAGUACAGGAAGGCUUCGCCGGCUGUCAACGCUGCGUUUUUUAAGCAGAUCCUGGAACUGGGUAAAAUCCUCUUCCCCAGGCUCGUGUCCAAAGAGCUGGGUCUGCUCUCACUGCACUCUCUGGCUCUGAUAUCCAGGACAUUUCUGUCAAUUUACGUGGCAGGCUUGGACGGUAAGAUCGUGAAGACGAUCGUGGAGAAGAAACCGAAGCGCUUCAUCAUCCAGCUGAUCAAAUGGGUCCUCAUCGCCAUACCGGCCACGUUCGUCAACAGCGCCAUCCGGUACCUGGAGGGCAAGCUGGCUCUGGCCUUCCGCACCCGGCUGGUGAAUCACGCGUACCGGACCUACUUCACGGAUCAGACCUAUUACAGAGUCAGCAACAUGGACGGGCGACUGGCCAACCCGGACCAGUCUCUCACCGAGGACGUCAUGAUGUUUUCCCAGUCUGUGGCUCACCUUUACUCCAACCUCACCAAGCCCAUCCUGGAUGUGAUGCUGACCUCUUACACCCUGAUCGAGACUGCCCGGUCCAGGGGGGCCAACGCCACCGGGCCAACCCUGCUGGCCGGGCUGGUGGUGUUCGCCACCGCGAAAGUUCUGCGCGCCUGUUCUCCCAGGUUUGGGAAACUGGUGGCAGAGGAGGCUCACAGGAAAGGAUACCUGCGCUAUGUACACUCGAGAAUCAUCGCUAACGCUGAAGAAAUAGCUUUUUACCGGGGUCACAAGGUGGAGAUGCGUCAGCUGCAGAAGUGCUACCGUGCGCUGGCCGAGCAGAUGAACCUGAUCUUGUCCAAGCGCCUCUGGUACAUCAUGAUCGAGCAGUUCCUCAUGAAGUACGUGUGGAGCGGCAGCGGCCUCGUCAUGGUCGCCGUCCCCAUCAUCACCGCCACUGGCUUCGCUGACAAUGAAACAGCAGACGGCCAGACACAGGUGAUGGUGAGUGAGCGUACAGAAGCUUUUACCACCGCUCGGAACCUCUUAGCCUCAGGAGCCGACGCCAUCGAGAGGAUCAUGUCGUCCUACAAAGAGGUCACAGAGUUGGCGGGCUACACUGCCAGGGUCCACAACAUGUUGGCGGUGUUUGAGGACGUUCAGAGGGGCGUCUACAAACGCUCCUCUCUGUCGGAGGCCACCAGAGCAGAGAAGAAGAGCAAACCUGAGCUGCACAUCGACGGACCCCUGGAGAUAAAGGGUGAAGUCAUAGAUGUGGACCAGGGCAUUGUGUGUGAAAGUGUACCCAUUAUUACACCCAACGGGGACGUAGUGGUGUCUUGCCUGAACCUUAAGGUGGAGGAGGGAAUGCACCUGCUGAUCACGGGGCCUAACGGCUGCGGUAAGAGCUCCCUCUUCAGGAUCCUCAGUGGUCUGUGGCCUGUUUACGGUGGACGCUUACACAAACCCUCCCCUCAGCACAUGUUCUACAUCCCUCAGAGGCCGUACAUGUCCAUGGGGUCACUGCGGGACCAGGUGAUCUACCCAGACUCGAUGGAGGACAUGGCCUCCAGAGGACUGUCUGACAAGGACCUGGAGGCCAUUUUGGACAUAGUCAACCUCUACCAUAUAGUCACCAGAGAGGGAGGUAGGAUCAGUAAUGGAGUGAGCUGUGACUUCUUUAAAGUAGGAGUCGGUUUGAAAAGUUUGAAAAGAAAAACAAAAAAAAAACCUGCAGAAAAAUCUGAGGAAAAAAAAUGAAGUUACAAAGUUACAAAAACAACUGUAAAAUAGACAAAUACUGUCCACUCUAAAUCAGGUCUACGGCAGUGGUUCUUAAUCAUGGGGCCACGGCCCAAAACCUGGUCUGCCAGUGCCAGCUGGAGGGCCACGAGAAGUUCCGUUUUCCUCUUGUAGGCUGCGAGGGCUGCGGGAAUACGCCACAGAUAUGUUAUCAGAACUCCGUUACAAUGCAACUUUUGACCACAUGGUGGCAGUAAUGAUGACUCAGUUACAGAGAAGAAGACUUCUUCUCUAGGCUAGCUGUAGCAAAAAGUAUGGAGACGUUUUUGAAAAGACAAAAACAAACAUUGCGUGGUAUUUUUUUGGGUUGGUACGUCCCGACUUCUAAAAUUUAAUGGGCUACGGUCCACUUUGCGUUAUAGAAAUUGGGCCUCAGGGGUCAGCUGUUCUUACAUUUUGUAGGUUCCCACAGAAAAAGAGGAUAUUUAUAGUGUAUGUGUGUAGAGUACAUGUGACGUGAGCACGUGAGUUUCCUGCUCCACAAAUAUCCGUCAGCCUCACUAGUUCUUUAACUUUCACGCUUGAGUUUUGCCUAAUUGCCUAAAACAGGUCUCUUAAUGACAAACAAACAGAGCCAUUGUUGACACAGCGACUGUCUGCAGCCCAGAAUAACUCAGGGACUUAAUGUAUGAAUGGCUGCUCUGUGGAGGCGUUGGGAAACAUCCUGAUCUUUAACCACACACUCACACAUGUAGAAACAUACACAGUGUUGGUGCUGGAGAGGACGUCAGUCGGCCAUGUUGUUCCUCUGCUCUUUGUCAUUGUUUGGUUAAAACAGUGGUUCAGAAUUAUUUUCAGUCAUGCUCCCCCUUGGGGACAGAAAUGUUCUCACGCCCCCCUGACC